Messenger RNA from Piliocolobus tephrosceles (Ugandan red Colobus), 1084 nucleotides. RefSeq names its product keratinocyte-associated protein 3. The transcript is spliced from 4 exons. Bases 62 to 736 code for a protein of 224 amino acids. NCBI's taxonomy places the organism in Eukaryota, Metazoa, Chordata, Mammalia, Primates, Cercopithecidae. The record is from RefSeq and is a predicted model, not a curated record.
CCCAGGUUGGGGCGGGGCCGGGCCCAGGUAGAGCGGACCUGCGGCCGGCGCGGCGGACGGGAUGAGGCGCUGCAGUCUCUGCGCUUUCGACGCCGCCCGGGGGCCCCGGCGGCUGAUGCGCGUGGGCCUGGCGCUGAUCCUGGUGGGCCACGUGAACUUGCUGCUGGGGGCUGUGCUGCACGGCACUGUCCUGCGGCACGUGGCCAAUCCCCGUGGCGCUGUCACGCCAGAGUACACCGUGGCCAAUGUCAUCUCCGUCGGCUCGGGGCUGCUGGUGAGCGCGGCAGGCGGCCCGGGGCGGGGGUCGGGCGCCCAGAAAGCCCAUCAAGCCAAAGGCUUUGUGUCUUCCACAGAGCGUUUCCGUGGGACUUGUGGCUCUCCUGGCGUCCAGGAACCUUCUUCGCCCUCCACUGGACUGCUGGAUCCUCUGGUACCACUGGAUGAGGGGCCGGGACACACCGACUGCCCCUUUGACCCCACAAGAAUCUAUGUGAGCACAUUCUCUUCCUUCUUGUGGUCUACAAAGCCUUGGUCCUGCCCUUUUAAUUUCCCUUCUUUGCUGCACUUGCCCUACUCCCUAUCCUUCUUGCUUUUCAGGAUACAGCCUUGGCUCUCUGGAUCCCUUCUUUGCUCAUGUCUGCAGGGGAGGCUGCUCUAUCUGGUUACUGCUGUGUGGCUGCACUCACUCUACGUGGAGUUGGGCCCUGCAGGAAGGAGGGACUUCAGGGGCAGCUAGAGGAAAUGACAGAGCUUGAAUCUCCUAAACAUAAAAGGCAGGAAAAUGAGCAGCUACUGGAUGGAAGUCAAGAAAUCCAAGCAUCACAGAGAAGUUGGGUUUAGGACAGGUAAUGGGCCUUGAAGGUGGUGGCCUGGGUAAGAGUGGGGGCAGGGAAGUGCUCUUAGAACUGGGUCUAGGUCUUGCCAUGCUGCUUUCCCCCUCUGACCCGGGUUGGUUCUCCCCUCUGUCCAGCAGGUGCUGUUCCAAGACUCAGUCCUAAAGGGUUUUUUUUUCCCCACUAAGCAAGGGGCCCUGACCUCGGGAUGAGAUAAUACAUUGUAAUAAAGUAACUUCUCUUUUCUUCUA